Molecule: messenger RNA, 3244 nt
Organism: Pogoniulus pusillus (Red-fronted tinkerbird)
Lineage: Eukaryota; Metazoa; Chordata; Aves; Piciformes; Lybiidae
Gene: ITPKB
Product: inositol-trisphosphate 3-kinase B
Exons: 8
Coding region: 494-2329 (611 amino acids)
Biological process (GO): inositol phosphate biosynthetic process
Cellular component (GO): cytoplasm; nucleus
Molecular function (GO): inositol-1,4,5-trisphosphate 3-kinase activity; inositol tetrakisphosphate kinase activity
Source: RefSeq, a predicted model, not a curated record
CUCCUCUCCCUCUCGUCCUCCUCCUCCCCUCUCCGCCCUUCCAGCCGCACGGGGAGCGGGUGCCGGGGCCGGAGUGCGGAGCUUCCCGCGCAACCUCCGCCGCCCGAAGCGCGGAGGCGGGGAGAGCCCUGCAUCCCCUUCCCUCCCCCCACCCCCAUCCACCCCCGCGGGGCGAGGAAAAGCCGCUCAGUAAUCCGCUUGGGAGAGAGCGGGACUCCCGGCCGUGCUCCGCGCCCGCGGAGAUGGUUCCUGCUGCGCCCUGUGGUCGCCGGCGCCGGCGGGUGCUGCCAGGUGCCAGGCACUGAAGGUGGGCACCGAUCCUGCUGCCAGCUAUCCCAUUAUAUGGAGCCGUGGGCCAGGGCCAGCUCUGCUCCCCUUCUGCCUCCCAGCGAUGCUGCUGGUCCUGGUGUGGAGAGACCCUCGGCAGCCCCGCAGAGCCUGAGUGCCGAGGUGGCAGCGGCAGCGGCCCCCCUGUGCGCCCCGGCUGACUACUAUGGCCGUGUACUGCUAUGCGGUCAAUAGCUUGGUGAUGAUGAAUAGCAACAGUGAGGUGACAAGCGGUGGGAGCAAGACGCCGCCUCCCCCCAGACAAGCGCUGCCCAGGGGCCCGGAGACCGCGGGCAGCUGCCGCUCGCUGCCCGUCCUCAGCCUCAGCUCGGCCCCCGCGCCGCCCCGCGCCCCGCGCCGCGGCCCCGCUGCCCUCCUCCCGCCGCUGGAGCAGCCCCCGCGGCAGCCAGGCAGCCCUGGGGGGCGGCGAGGCAGCCGCGGCGAAGAGGGGCAGCCGGGACCCGCCGCAGCGCGGCAGCUUCAGCGGGAGCUGCACAACGUCCAGGUGAACCAGAAAGUGGGGCUCUUCGAGGCACACAUCCAGGCGCACAGCUCUACUGCCCAGCCGCCACGGAGCCCCCGGCCGGCCCGGCCCCGGCCCGCCAGCCCCACAGUGCAGGCGGUGGCGCUUGAAACCGGACUCCAGCCGCAAGCCCGCAGGGAGAGUGAGGCCCCCAGUGCUGGUGGAGUGCAGAUCUGUCCCGACACUGAAGACCUGUCGAGGAGGCCAGUGGUGAAGGUGGUUCCCGCUGUGGGGGCUGUGCAGGACAGCACUCACCAGGAGCCGUCGGAGCCUGCGCCACAGCGAGGUGAGGUGAUGGUGGCCCCCACAGAACUUGAGAGGCAGCACCCAGCCAUUGGUGGGAGCAUCCCUGCCGUUAUUGUCACGGACCUGGGGGGCCCGGAGGAGGAGGCGGGCGCCGUGCCCCCCGGCAGCCUGCCCGUCCGGAAGCUGUCAUCGUCCUCAGCCUCCUCCACUGGCUUCUCCUCAUCCUGGGAGGAGUCCGAGGAGGACAUCUCCAGCGACCCCGAGCGCACCUUGGACCAGGCGCCAGCCUUCCUGCAGACCCUGGACCAGCAGAAGCCCCGAGUGAGCAAGUCAUGGAGGAAGAUCAAGAAUAUGGUGCACUGGUCCCCGUUUGUGAUGUCUUUCAAGAAGAAGUACCCCUGGAUCCAGCUCGCAGGACACGCAGGUAGUUUCAGGGCAGCGGCCAACGGCAGGAUACUGAAGAAGCACUGUGAGUCGGAGCAGCGCUGCCUCGACCGCCUGAUGAGUGACGUCCUGAAGCCCUACGUGCCUGCCUACCACGGCGACGUCGUGAAGGAUGGGGAGCGAUACAACCAGAUGGAAGAUCUUCUGGCUGACUUUGACUCCCCCUGUGUUAUGGACUGCAAAAUGGGCGUCAGGACAUACUUGGAGGAGGAGCUGAUAAAGGCCCGGAAGAAGCCGAGCCUGAGGAAGGACAUGUACCAGAAGAUGAUCGAGGUGGACCCCGACGCCCCCACCGAGGAGGAGAAUGUGCUGCGGGCAGUAACCAAGCCCCGCUACAUGCAGUGGAGGGAGACCAUCAGCUCGACAGCCACGCUGGGCUUCAGGAUCGAGGGGAUAAAGAAAGAGGAUGGCACUGUGAACCGGGACUUCAAGAAGACACGGACAAAGGAGCAAGUCAUGGAGGCCUUCAGGGAGUUCACCAGGGGAAACCGCAACGUGUUGAACAGUUACCUGAACCGGUUGAAGGGUAUCCGUGCCACCCUGGAGACCUCCCCCUUCUUCAAGUGCCACGAGGUAAUUGGGAGCUCCCUGCUCUUCAUUCAUGACAAGAAGGAACAGGCCAAAGUCUGGAUGAUUGACUUUGGGAAAACCACCCCGCUGCCAGAGGGGCAAGUUCUCCAGCACAACGUGCCCUGGGUGGAAGGGAACAGAGAGGAUGGCUACCUCUGGGGGCUGGACAACCUCAUUCAGAUCCUGACAGAGUUGUCUCAGAGCGAAGACUUGCAUUAAAGCCGCGUGUCCAACUCUGCCACUACCCUAACCCCGUCCCCGACUGACUCUUCUGAACUGCACUACAAGACACUUUCCAGCCCUCACCCUUCCCUUUUGAAAGCUAUACUCUCCCUAUUUAAUGUGUUUUUGUUGUGGUUGUUUUAGGUUGUCUUCUUUUGUUGAUGUUUUUCCCCUCCUCUCCAUGUAAAUAGAGAGCUAACAUGCCAGAACAAGCUGAACUUGAAACCUUGGCUUCACAGAGUCAGUGGGACUCUGCCAGCCGGGAGCAGCCCAGAGGGGUUGCUUAGGCAAGCUGUGUGCUUUGCCUAUCGUGCUUUUGUCUCUUGUGCAGCCUGAUUUUAAGAGGGCUGGUGGAGGAAGGAGCCUCUCCCAGUGCUGGAACUGGUAUCUGCAUCCCAAAACCACUCAGUGGGCUUGCCCCACAACUGUCUGGUGUGUGAGCAAGGUGUGGAGACAGUGAAAAAGCCCUUUGCUGGUCUCUGCUGUUCAGCCUAGGGAACUACCCGUGCCAGGUUUUUAAGAGAUGCUAGAAGGGCAGAUGUGGGUUUUUCUUUGUGUUCAAGACGUCCCAUGGAGGUUGUUCAGUAAUUGUCAGGUGGCACUGGAGGGUGAGGGUCUCCCUGCUGCUGUGGGACCCUGCGGUCAGGCUCUGCGGUAUGGCAGCAGGCAGGGCCAGGUGCUCCUGCCUGGCGUCCCCCGUGGUGGGUGCACUGGUGAGCUAGGUCACACUUGGAGCUCUUCUCUAAAGACCCAGUUUCUCCCUGCUAGAGGCUGCUGCUGGGCCUCCAGCUCUACAUGGGGAUUGAAGACCGGGCAGAGCUGGGGCAAAGAAACGUAGCUGACAAAGGGCUACUAUGAGACCUAAAGCAGCCACCCGGGGUGCUGAGUCUUUGUGGCAGCAGCCAAGCCCGU